AUGUCUUCGCCAUUGGAUAAUUAUGACUUGCCAGAUAUUGAUGAACAACUAUCAGACAGCGAGAGUGCUUAUGAAGGUAAUGCACAAGAGGCAAAAGGAUAUGAGAAGAACCCACUGAAAGAAUCAGGACCUCCAGAUGAUCAACCUUCAAGAACAGAAUCAUUACAUGAGCUAGAGAAACAAAUCACAAAGAACAAAGUGCCACAUCAUGAUGUUGUGAACCCAACAGGAGACAAUGCGCUAUUCCCAGAAGAGUAUCAAGUGGAAACAGACACUGGGUUGGUUAGAUCCACAACAGCGCUAUCUUUACAAAAAUCAAGAUCAAGACAACUUUCAAAUCAUAGUACAGAUCAUGAUAAAGCAGGUGGAAGCCCUGAUGAGAAUAAGGAUUUAGGUAAUGGCCUGACUAAAGAGAAGCUGGACAAGGCUGUUGAAAGGAAUAGACGGGCGCUAGCGAAACAGAAAAAUGGGAAAGGAUUCUUCCAUAAGCUCAAGGGAAUAUUCACAUGA
Hansenula anomala is the source of this 510-nucleotide messenger RNA. RefSeq lists its product as uncharacterized. Lineage: Eukaryota; Fungi; Ascomycota; Saccharomycetes; Phaffomycetales; Wickerhamomycetaceae. The record is from RefSeq and is a predicted model, not a curated record. The coding region runs from base 1 to 510 and encodes 169 amino acids. The transcript has a single exon.